Molecule: messenger RNA, 1194 nt
Organism: Gymnodraco acuticeps
Lineage: Eukaryota; Metazoa; Chordata; Actinopteri; Perciformes; Bathydraconidae
Gene: fsta
Product: follistatin a
Biological process (GO): cell differentiation; negative regulation of activin receptor signaling pathway; regulation of BMP signaling pathway
Molecular function (GO): activin binding; protein binding
Source: RefSeq, a predicted model, not a curated record
CCACCAGAGACAGUCAACCCGAGACCCCUUAUAGAUUUAAAAAGAGAGGCUGCAUUCUCAGACUGACAGUUAUUCAACACUGCCACCUUAAGCAGAUUACUUUUGCGCUGCCUGUGUCAAAUACGUAGUUCACUUUGCCUCUCCAUCAUGUUUAGGAUGCUGAAACACCACUUUCACCCGGGCUUUUUUCUCUUGUUCAUAUGGCUUUGUCAUCUCAUGGAACAUCAAAAAGUUCAAGCUGGGAACUGCUGGUUGCAGCAGGGGAAGAACGGGAGGUGCCAGGUGCUGUACAUGCCCGGGAUGAGCAGGGAGGAGUGCUGUCGGAGUGGAAGACUGGGGACGUCCUGGACCGAGGAGGAUGUCCCCAACAGCACGCUCUUUAGGUGGAUGAUCUUCAAUGGCGGAGCUCCCAAUUGCAUACCUUGCAAAGAAACCUGCGAUAAUGUUGACUGUGGGCCAGGAAAGAGGUGCAAGAUGAACAGAAGAAGCAAGCCGCGCUGCGUGUGUGCGCCAGACUGCUCCAACAUCACAUGGAAAGGACCAGUCUGCGGCUCCGACGGAAAGACCUACAAAGACGAAUGCGCACUGCUCAAGGCAAAAUGCAAAGGCUACCCCGAUCUGGACGUGCAGUACCAGGGAAGGUGCAAGAAAACGUGCCGUGACGUCUUGUGCCCCGGCAGUUCCACAUGCGUCGUGGACCAGACAAAUAACGCGUAUUGUGUGACGUGUAAUCGGAUUUGCCCCGAGGUGACGUCGCCGGAGCAGUACCUGUGUGGAAACGACGGGAUCGUCUAUGCCAGCGCGUGUCACCUGAGACGAGCUACCUGUCUCCUCGGCAGGUCCAUCGGAGUGGCUUAUGAGGGAAAAUGCAUCAAGGCCAAGUCUUGUGAGGACAUCCAGUGCAGCUCGGGAAAAAAGUGUCUGUGGGAUGCUCGGAUGAGCCGGGGACGCUGCUCGCUGUGUGAUGAGACCUGUCCGGAGAGCAGGACGGAGGAGGCGGUGUGUGCCAGCGACAACACCACCUAUCCCAGUGAAUGUGCCAUGAAGCAAGCUGCUUGUUCAAUGGGGGGGCUGCUGGAAGUCAAGCACUCGGGAUCUUGCAACUCCAUUACAGAAGACCAGGAGGAGGAUGAGGAAGAUGAGGACUCAGACUACAUGGCCUAUGUCCAUAUAUCUUCUAUACUGGAUGGAUAG